Messenger RNA from Lampris incognitus (smalleye Pacific opah), 5504 nucleotides. It is a transcript of the gene upf2, whose product is annotated as UPF2 regulator of nonsense mediated mRNA decay. The transcript has 22 exons. Gene Ontology annotation, cellular component: cytoplasm; exon-exon junction complex. Lineage: Eukaryota; Metazoa; Chordata; Actinopteri; Lampriformes; Lampridae. Gene Ontology annotation, molecular function: RNA binding; protein binding. The record is from RefSeq and is a predicted model, not a curated record. Gene Ontology annotation, biological process: nuclear-transcribed mRNA catabolic process, nonsense-mediated decay. Bases 44 to 3883 code for a protein of 1279 amino acids.
CCAACGCUCCAAGCCCGAUGUUUAUUUUGCUCCCGCUAGGAGGAUGCCCGCUGAACGCAAGCGAUCUAUAAACAUGGACGAGAAAGAGGUGUGUACAUUCAGCAGCAAAGAAAAGGAGAAAGACAGAGAUGGCGAGAGGAGACCGGCCUCCUCCCGGGAUAAAGCAAAAGACGAGGCCAAAAUGAGCGGCAAAAAAGACUGUGGUAAGGCUGCGGAGGAGAAGAAGAAGCGGCUGGAAGAGGAAAAGAGGAAGAAAGAAGAAAAAGAGCGAAAAAAGAAAGAGGAGGAAAAACAGAAAGCUGAGGAGGAGCAGAGAAAGAAAGAGGAGGAGGAGAAGAGACAGCAGGAGGAGCAGGAAAGGAAGCUUCAGGAGGAGGAGGCCAAAAGACAACGCGAAGAAGAGGCGGCUCAGCAGAAGGAAAAGGAGGAGGGGCACCAGCUACACCAGGAGGCCUGGGAGCGACACCAGUCUAGGAAGGAGCUCCGCAGCAAGAACCAGAAUGCCCAUGAGGGUCGCCCUGAGGAAGCCUUCUUCAGCCGCCUUGACUCCAGUCUUAAGAAAAAUACGGCCUUUGUCAAGAAGUUGCGAACACUCACCGAACAGCAGCGCGACUCCCUGUCCAAUGACUUUGCCUCACUCAACCUCAGCAAGUACAUCGGUGAAGCAGUGGGCUCUGUUGUGGAAGCCAAGCUGAAGAUCUCGGAUGUGGGUUGUGCCGUUCACCUGUGCUCCCUUUUUCACCAGCGCUACGCUGAAUUUGCACCUCUGUUGCUGCAGGCGUGGAAGAAGCACUUUGAAGCACGGAAGGAGGAGAAAGCGCCCAACGUGAGCAAGCUGCGCACAGACCUGCGCUUCAUUGCCGAGCUCACAAUUGUUGGCCUGUUCACAGACAAGGAAGGCCUAUUGCUCAUCUAUGAGCAGCUGAAGAACAUCAUUGGGACAGAUCGGGAGACCCACACACAUGUGUCAGUGGUCAUCAGUUUCUGUAAGCACUGCGGAGAUGACAUUGCUGGCCUGGUGCCCCGCAAGGUGAAACUGGCUGCAGAGAAAUUCGGUCUGGUCUUCCCUCCGAGUGAGAUCAUUAAUACAGAGAAGCAGCAGCCCUUCCAGAACCUUCUCAGGGAGUACUUCACAUCGCUCACCAAACACCUGAAGAAAGACCACCGGGAGCUACAGAACAUUGAGCGGCAGAACAGGCGGAUCCUCCAUUCCAAAGGCGAGCUGAGUGAGGACAGACACAAGCAGUAUGAGGAGUUUGCCACCUCCUACCAAAAGCUCCUGGCCAACACUCAGUCACUGGCUGAUCUGCUUGAUGAAAACAUGCCGGAGCUUCCACAAGACAAGACUGUACAGGAGGAGCAUGGCCCUGGCAUUGACAUUUUCACCCCUGGUAAGCCUGGAGAGUAUGACCUUGAGGGGGGUAUCUGGGAAGACGAGGAUGCCCGUAACUUUUAUGAGAACAUGGUGGACCUCAAGGCCUUUGUUCCCGCCAUCCUCUUCAAGGACAACGAGAGGAGCAGCCAGGGCAAAGACAAGGAGGAUGCUAAGGAUGCCAGGGAGGCAAAAGAAGGUGCCAGCACGACAGAAGAACUGGAACUAGAACUGGAGGCUCUGGACAUUGCUGAUGAUCCUCUAGAACUGGAGGGCCCAGAUGAGGCGGAGAAUGAAGAGUUGGCCAAGAAACUGCUGGAUGAACAAGAGCAAGAAGACGAGGAGGCGAGCACUGGUUCUCACUUGAAGCUCAUAGUGGAUGCCUUCAUCCAGCAACUCCCCAACUGUGUCAACAGAGACCUCAUUGACAAGGCUGCCAUGGACUUCUGCAUGAACAUGAACACCAAAUCUAACAGGAGAAAGCUUGUUCGUGCCCUCUUCACUGUUCCCAGGCAGAGGUUGGAUCUCUUGCCCUUCUACUCUCGCCUGGUAGCAACCCUUCACCCCUGCAUGUCAGAUGUGGCGGAGGACCUGUGCUCCAUGCUGAAGGGGGACUUUAGGUUUCACAUUCGAAAGAAGGACCAGAUCAACAUUGAAACCAAAAAUAAGACAGUCAGAUUCAUUGGGGAGCUGGCCAAAUUCAAAAUGUUUUCCAAAACAGACACGCUUCAUUGUCUCAAGAUGCUGCUGUCAGACUUCUCUCAUCACCACAUAGAGAUGGCAUGCACCCUGCUGGAAACCUGCGGCCGCUUCCUCUUCAGAUCCCCUGACUCCCACCUACGUACCAGUGUCCUCCUGGAACAAAUGAUGCGUAAAAAACAGGCUCAGCACCUUGAUGCACGCUAUGUCACCAUGGUAGAGAAUGCGUAUUACUACUGCAACCCCCCGCCCAUCGAGAAGACAGUGAAGAAGAGGAGACCCCCGCUGCAGGAGUACAUCCGCAAGCUGCUCUACAAGGACCUGUCCAAAGUCACCACUGAGAAGGUGCUGAGACAGAUGCGCAAGCUGCCCUGGCAGGACCCGGAGAUCAAGAGCUACCUGAUCUGCUGCAUGGUCAAUAUCUGGAAUGUCAAGUACAACAGCAUCCAUUGUGUGGCCAACCUGCUGGCUGGCCUGGUGGCCUAUCAGGAGGAUGUUGGCAUCCAUGUGGUGGAUGGUGUGCUGGAGGACAUCCGUUUAGGCAUGGAGGUAAACCAGCCCAAAUUCAACCAGCGGCGUAUCAGCAGUGCCAAGUUCCUGGGAGAGCUCUACAACUAUCGCAUGGUGGAGUCAGCGGUCAUCUUUCGUACCCUCUUCUCCUUCAUCUCCUUUGGGGUAAACCAGGAUGGCAGCCCCAGUCCUCUGGACCCCCCAGAGCACCUGUUCCGCAUCCGGCUGGUCUGCACCCUACUGGACACCUGCGGCCAGUACUUUGACAGGGGCUCCAGCAAAAGGAAGCUGGACUGUUUCCUCAUUUACUUCCAGCGCUACAUCUGGUGGAAGAAGAGCAUUGAUGUGUGGAACAAGGACCAUCCGUUCCCCAUAGACAUCGACUACAUGAUCAGUGACACCCUGGAGCUGCUCAGGCCUAAGAUGAGGUUCAGCUGCUCCCUGGAGGAGGCCACCAAACAGGUUACUGACCUGGAGAGAGAGGUCCUGGUCAAAUUAGGUCUUGCCAUGGAAAAGGACGGCCGCUGCUCUAGUGCCAUGGGUGACGGGGAGGUGCUGGAUGAGGAAGAUGAUGAGGGUGAUGAUGAUGAAGAAGGGGGUGCGGAGACAGAGGAGCAGUCGGGCAACGAAAGCGAAAUGAACGAGCAGGAGGAGGAAGAAGGGUCUGAGAAUGAGGAAGAAGAGAGGGAGGAAGAGGAGGAGGAGAACACAGACUACCUGACGGACUCCAACAAAGAGAACGAGACGGACGAGGAGAACAAUGAGGUGACUAUCCGUGGCGGUGGACUAAAGCAUGUGGCCUGUGCCGAGGACGAAGACUUCAUCCAGGCUCUGGAUAAGAUGAUGCUGGAGAACCUGCAACAGCGUAGUGGCGAGACGGUGAAAGUGCACCAGCUGGAUGUGGCCAUCCCUCUGCAGCUGAAGAGCCAGCUGAAGAAGGGAGGCCCUGGACCUGUGUGCUCCGGGGAAGGAGAACAAGACAUCUCUGACACCAUGCAGUUUGUAAUGCUCACACGCAAAGGCAACAAGCAGCAGUAUAAGAUCCUGAACGUGCCCCUGUCAUCCCACCUGGCGGCCAACCAUUUCAACCAGCAGCAGGCGGAGCAGGAGGAGCGCAUGCGGAUGAAAAAGCUGACCCUGGACAUCAACGAGAGACAGGAGCAGGAGGACUAUCAGGAGAUGAUGCAGUCGUUGGCCCAGCGGCCAGCCCCCGCCAACACAAAUCGGGAGCGGCGGCCACGCUACCAGCACCCCAAAGGAGCUCCUAAUGCCGACCUGAUCUUCAAGACUGGAGGAAGGUGAGAGUCAAAGCCUCAGCCUUGGCCACCGACGGAACCGGCAGAAUGUGUUUGUGGCCGCACUCACUCCCCCUUGUUGGUGUCUUUCUGAACAGAGGACUUGGGGAAACAGGAGAAAAAUGAAAGGCAUGAGAAGCGAGACAGACAGGAGAGGCAAGAGAGGCAAGAAAAGCAGGAGAGCAACAGGAGAUAUGGAGGAGACUAGGCGUGUGUGUGUGUGUGUCUAAAAGUGUCAUCAAGCCCUAGUAUCCAUAGUCACCAGAAGCUAGCAGAGAGACGCUGAUUGGAGUCUGGCCCAGGGAGCACGAGAGUGAGAGCGAGCAAGAGAGAAGAGUAACAGGUGGCGGGGGAGGGGGGACUGGUCUCAUCUGGGGAACAGGGAGGAAAUCCUCUGGACACCCACAGACGCCAGCACAGACCCCCCCCAAACACACACACACCGAACCCCCAAGGCUGGAGGAGGAGAGUGAAGAGGAGGAAGAUGAUGAAGAAUGGGGGAGGUAGGCAUAUUAACAUGGGGUGGUGGCAACCCAAUACCCAAGGUCGAGGGUCAGACGAACGGACAGACAGCACCUUUUCUUUUUAUGUCUGUCGCCUGGAUGAGACUGCUGCAGCAACUUGCAACAAAAAGCAAAUCCCGCCUGUCUGAAUCUGCAGAACUACCAAGGUCAGCGAACUACUGACUGUCUUACAGACAGAUGGACAAACAGACAGAAACACCGGCACCAGGACGGAUCACCGGCGAGCUGGCAGAUCAGCGUAGGAUGCGGAUGAAGCACUUGCAUUUAGAACAUGGCUAGGAAGACAGAAAUAGAGUUUGCGUGGAAUAGUAGGAGGGGAGGGGGUUAGACGUCCGCAGGGGUUUUUCGACCCGGCCGGGAGCGCGUCUGUAACUCUUAUCCCUAUCUUAAAUAAACUUGCACACCUUUUUAUCAAGGCAGCUCCCCAAGACAUGGCAGGGGAAGGUGGGUUGCGAUGGGGUCACCCGCUGAAGUCCAGUUCGCCAGGCUUAUCUGGAAGGAAAAGUGUGAUGGUGUUCACAUAAACCAACUGUACAUUUGUAUGUGCGUGCGCGUGUGUGUGUGUGUGUGUGUGUGUGUGUGUGUGUGUUCACAUAAACCAACUUGUACAUUUGUGUGUGGGUGUGGGUGUGUUUCUGCAUAACCUGCCAUAAUGUGUUGUGGUAAUGACCCCCCAGACCCGGGCGGGGCAGGCAGGGGACCCGUGUGAACCGACCAGCGUCGCUCUACCUGUGUCCCAUGAUAACAAAUAUAUAUCUGAAUAUACAUAUUCUUUAUUUUUUGGGGUUUUAGCCCUCUAGAGGUUAUUUUUUUCACUUUCGGGAGCACCGGAGAGUCUGUUUUUUUUGCCAGUAUAAAUCCUGUGUAGGUUUUGAGUAGCGUGUGCUGUAAUGUGGUGAAAGCCUUGAUAGAUUUAUGAACAUCCGUGUCUGUGUUCGAGCCUCCUGCUCUGUGAUGACGUUGACUGUACUGCUUGAUCCUCUUCUUCUUUGGUUUCUGUUGACUGUGUGGUAGAUAUAGUUUGUGUCCUGCUGCAUGAGCUUCUUUCUUGCACCAGCAGCUCUGUAAGCCAGUCUGCCCAUGUUUUAGUAAAGUGUCCACUGA